Messenger RNA from Dacryopinax primogenitus, 1443 nucleotides. RefSeq lists its product as uncharacterized. Lineage: Eukaryota; Fungi; Basidiomycota; Dacrymycetes; Dacrymycetales; Dacrymycetaceae. Bases 36 to 1388 code for a protein of 450 amino acids. The record is from RefSeq and is a predicted model, not a curated record. The transcript has 12 exons. Gene Ontology annotation, molecular function: chromatin binding.
GACUUGCCAAACAAAUAACGAAACCUAUAGGCGUUAUGCCGCGUCGCACGAUCGGACAUCUCGAGAAGAAGAAGAGAACAGAGGGAGCCGAAAUAUCUUCGAGCACGCCUGCUAGCAAGGUUGUCAAGAAGUCUCGGAGGGAGCUUUCUGGUGUGAAAGGAGAUCUGAAACACCAGUCCGUGGCACCUAGUCCUGAAGUCUUCGCAGCAAUGGAGCAUUAUGACAAGGUUCACUGGAUGACCAGUGAAGAAGACCAGACUACAUACAAGAUAAAUCAAGAUGUCAUGAUCGUGCCGAACAGCAAGGACAUUAGACAUAACAAAAAGAACGCUCCAGCAGAAUUAGGAUGGGAAGACUUAUGGUAUGGUCGUAUUCUUGAUAUCAGGGGAGAUGGAGAAGUCGACCCGGAGGUUUGGUUUCAUAUUGCAUGGUAUUAUUCCCCUAAAUGGUUCAUGACCGUGAAAGCCAAAGAGACCCGGUUGAAAGACUUGGGCCGACUCGAGAUGAUCUUUGCACCGGAACAUCAGGACAUAAUCCACGCGCAUACAUUGAAUGGAGUGGAGAUCGUGUAUAAAUUCAAGGAAGAAGACUUCGACGCCGAGGAUAUACCUAACGAAAGUUUCUACACAAGGUCUACAUAUGAUACAACCAAGAGAAUCUGGCUUGACCCGCCUCCUAAGCGUCAUUGUUUAUGCCUCGAGACUUUCAAAUUAUGGGAGAAGCAGAAGCGCGUUCUUCAUUAUUGCCCUCGACAGGGAUGUCACAAAUGGUAUCAUGAAAGCUGUCUGAAGGAGUCUAAGCUCUAUCAGACUCAUGAUAGAGUCGACCUAUUCGAGAAAGAGUGGCAGGUUUCUUUCGAUGAGGACCAGUUCGAGAAGAUCGUUACAGAGGUUGCCGGUCUUCCUCGAGAAGCUGGCGUCUACACAGCCAAGUACGAGGGGUUGAGCCCCGUGGUACUUGCAUAUGCCCGACAGCCGAUUGUGAAAGGAGGCGACCAUCGGGUACACGGAAACAUGGGCGCAGUUCUUCGAGCGCGAUGGAUAGUUCAUCAAGCCGUCCGUCGCGGAGUCAUGCCGCCCACUGAUUACGAGAAGUAUGUCGAGUAUCGCCCAGAACCAGAGGAUUGGGACUCCGACUCUGACUCUGACGCCGAGUCGGAAGGGAGCGCUGUUGAGACUGCGAUAGACGAGAACGAGCAGCAUGAACAUAUCGAUCCUCUUCCCGGAAAGAAGAGGAAGAGACCAAGUGAGUCGAGCGUACAAGGGCCGACCAGCAUGGAGACAGAAUUGCCGCUGGAGCCAAGAGUGAGCGGCAUCAAGUAUGAGCAUACCAUGGACGGUCGCCAGUAUCUGGCAUACAAGUGCCCCAAUUGUAGGGAAAUCAUUUGAUGUCGAGAAGCUGGGUGCUUGAUUGUAGCGAUACAUACUGUCAUGAAUAACCACA